Fragaria vesca subsp. vesca is the source of this 1968-nucleotide messenger RNA. RefSeq names its product pentatricopeptide repeat-containing protein At2g22410, mitochondrial-like. Gene Ontology annotation, biological process: RNA modification. The record is from RefSeq and is a predicted model, not a curated record. The coding region runs from base 1 to 1968 and encodes 655 amino acids. Gene Ontology annotation, molecular function: RNA binding; protein binding. The transcript has a single exon. Lineage: Eukaryota; Viridiplantae; Streptophyta; Magnoliopsida; Rosales; Rosaceae.
AUGUACUUCCCCCUCAAGCAUCCAACCGUUAUUUCCCGCCUCUUUCCCUCUCACUCUUUCCACACCCACAAUUUCAAGACCCCAAUUCACCAAACCCUUCACCACCUCCUAGAGCAAUGCUCCUCCAUGACCCACCUCAAACAGCUCCACGCCCAAAUCAUCCUCCACCGCCUCACCUCCGAAAACCUCACCGUCGGAAAGCUCAUCUCCUUCUGCUCCGUCUCCGCCGCCGGAGACCUCCGUUACGCUCAGCUCGUGUUCGACCAAGUCCACGAACCCAACAAAUAUAUGUACAAUAGUCUCAUUAGAGGUUACUCAAAUAGCAAUGACACAUUCAAAGCUAUGUCAUUGUAUUACCAUAUGAUAAAUUCCGGGCUUUCGCCUAACGAGUUUACGCUGCCCUUUGUUCUUAAGGUUUGCGCAGCGAAAACGGCGUAUUGGGAAGGCGUGGCGGUUCAAUGCCAGGCUGUUAAGCUCGGAAUUGGGUGUCAAGUUUGUGUGCAAAAUGGGCUGAUCAAUGUGUAUAGUGUUUGUGGGUUGGUGCAUUGUGCUCGGAAUGUGUUUGAUGAAAUGUCUGAGAGGAGUUUGGUGUCGUGGAAUUCGAUGAUCGGUGGGUAUUCCGGAGUUGGUUGUUGGAAGGAAGCUUUCGGGUUGUUUAGGGAGAUGAGAGGUUUCGGCGUUGAGCCUGAUAAGUAUACAUUGGUUAACUUGCUUUCGGUUUGUUCACAGAGUUGUGAUUUGGAUUUGGGGAGAUAUUUGCAUCAUUUUGUGGUGGUUAGUGGGAUGGUGGUAGAUCAUAUUUUGAGAAAUGCUUUGCUUGAUAUGUAUGGGAAGUGUGGGCAUUUGGCUUCAGCUGAGAUGGUUUUCAAUCAAAUGGGUUGCAAAAAUGUGGUUUCUUGGACGUCGAUGGUUAGGGCGUAUGCUAAACAUGGGUGCAUUGAUGUUGCGGGGAAGUUUUUCGAUCAGAUGCCGCUGAAAAAUGUUGUUUCUUGGAAUUCGCUGAUUUCUUGUUAUGUUCGAGAAGGCCAGUGCAGGGAAGCUCUGGAUCUCUUCCAGAAAAUGCUCGAUUCUGGCGUGGCGCCUGAUGAGGCUACCCUGGUUUUCAUUCUCUCAGCCUGUAGUCAAGUAGGUGAUUUGGUCAUUGGAAAGGAAGCCCAUGAUCACAUAAGCAAGAGCAAUAUAGCACUCACUGUAACUCUUUAUAACUCCCUUAUAGACAUGUAUGCAAAAUGUGGUGCUGUUCGAACUGCCAUGGAUAUCUUUACUCAGAUACCAGAAAAGAAUUUAGUAUCAUGGAACAUUAUUAUCAGCGCCCUUGCGUUGCACGGUUAUGGAUCAGAAGCAAUUAGGAUAUUCGAGCAGAUGCAAGAAGGUGGAAUCUGGCCGGAUGAGAUCACCUUCAUUGGAUUGCUUUCUGCUUGUAGUCACAGUGGUCUUCUUGACUUGGGGAGAUUUUUCUUUGAAAGAAUGAAGUCUGUUUACAGAAUUUCUCCUGAAAUUGAGCACUAUGCUUGCUUGGUUGAUCUGCUGGGAAGACGUGGGUGCUUAGAAGAAGCAAUUACGCUGAUGAGAGGAAUGCCAAUGAAGCCUGAUAUUGUUGUUUGGGGUGCUAUGCUUGGUGCUUGUCGCAUCCACGGCAAUGUAGAUUUAGCCAAGCUAAUUUUGAAACAGCUGUUGGAGUUGGAGCUACAUGGUUCUGGGCUUUACGUGCUUCUUGCAAACAUAUUUGGAGAAGCUCACAGAUGGGAAGAUGUCAAGAAUAUCAGGAAACUAAUAAAAGACGGUGGAGUCAUAAAGAAUAGAGCUGUGAGCUCCAUUGAAAUUGAUGGUUGUGUUUAUGAGUUUAUGGUUGAUGACAAUAGACAUGCACUUUCAAGCAGUAUAUACUCCAUACUCGAUCAAUUGACUGAUCAUUUGAAGUCUCUUAGGUACAAUCCUACUGCAUUGUUUGAUAUAGAGGAACUGUAG